AUGAGCCUGAACACGAAGCCCCGCAAGCAGCCUGGGCACCUCUGGACCCUGGAGACCGCACUGCCUUCAGCAGGUCCCCGCCGAGGAUGUCGGGGGCUUGGGGCAGCUCGAGCAGUCACUGUUGAUCGGCAGAUGGUCUCCUGCCUUCAGGCUGGAUCCAGAUAUCCACGUGUGGCAUGGACACUGGUGUCUUCAGAAGUCGCUCGGAGGAAUUCCCUGGCCGUCCAGUGGUUUGGACCUGGUGCUUUCACUGCUCUGGACCCCAGUUCAAUCCCUAGUCGGGAAACUAAGAUCCUGCAUGGCUGGCACAACCAAAAAGAAGAAGAAGAAAUAGCUGGGAAUCAAGAAACAAGCAGGGCUAGUCUGGCUGCCUGCACCCCGGCUCCUCAGCCCUGCCUGGCUGGCUGUUUCCACCCUGGCUCAGCUGGACUCUCCUGGUGGGCCUGCUCUGAUACAGAUCCUCAGGCCCUCGGGCGAAGCACCUCUUUGCACUGUGAAUGGGGAGCAGCCCCUCCCAACUGCCCCUUCAGAGUGUGA
This is a messenger RNA of Rangifer tarandus platyrhynchus (Svalbard reindeer), 537 nucleotides long. NCBI's taxonomy places the organism in Eukaryota, Metazoa, Chordata, Mammalia, Artiodactyla, Cervidae. The record is from the annotation of a GenBank genome assembly.